CAUGCAAACAACGCCAAUACAGAGCUGUAAUGGAAGCGAGCAGCAGAGUGAUGGUGCAGGUGUUGUUGUUGGCGUUGGUGGUGCAGGUCACCCUGUCCCAGCACUGGUCCUAUGGGUGGCUACCAGGUGGAAAGAGGAGUGUGGGAGAGCUGGAGGCGACUAUCAGGAUGAUGGGUACAGGAGGAGUGGUGUCUCUUCCCGAAGAGGCGAGUGCCCAGACCCAAGAGAGACUUCGACCAUACAAUGUAAUGAAUGACGAUUACAGUCAUUUUGACCGAAAGAGAAAGUUCCCUGAUAAUUGAAGAGCUACACAAAAAAAAGAGAGAAGAGAAACAUGGACUGUAUUUGCAUCUUCAUCAACACCAGUGAUGGACCGCUCGUGUUCAGGAUACUGACUUUAAAAAAAAACAUAUUGCACAGAUCAAUUGAAAUCUAUGUCUGUAAGAUUUAAA
Eleginops maclovinus (Patagonian blennie) is the source of this 452-nucleotide messenger RNA. It is a transcript of the gene gnrh3, whose product is annotated as gonadotropin-releasing hormone 3. Gene Ontology annotation, biological process: multicellular organism development. The record is from RefSeq and is a predicted model, not a curated record. Gene Ontology annotation, cellular component: extracellular region. The transcript is spliced from 4 exons. Lineage: Eukaryota; Metazoa; Chordata; Actinopteri; Perciformes; Eleginopidae. Gene Ontology annotation, molecular function: gonadotropin hormone-releasing hormone activity; gonadotropin-releasing hormone receptor binding. The coding region runs from base 30 to 302 and encodes 90 amino acids.